Molecule: messenger RNA, 1415 nt
Organism: Actinia tenebrosa (Australian red waratah sea anemone)
Lineage: Eukaryota; Metazoa; Cnidaria; Anthozoa; Actiniaria; Actiniidae
Source: RefSeq, a predicted model, not a curated record
UGCAGGAAAACUUGAGGUGUGCAGUACGAAUAUAUGCUAGAAUUCCUUGGUUUUUCUGCUUUGAUUUACUAAGAAAUGGUGAUUUAUGGCGCUGUUUAGGUGCCAGGCGUUAAAACAAAGGUUUCUCGUCCCUAAGCUGUCGUCUGCAGUAGUGUAUUAUGUACAUUCCCACCUCCAGUAUACGCCAACCAUUUCGCAGGCACUGCAGAAAUUUGAUCUCCCAGGAAAUGAACUGUGCAGAUAUCAAGCACCUCAAACACUGACCAAUAAACCACAUGUGAUAUCUAAGAACACAGCUGAAAAUGAGCAUGCAGAUGGAUUGAAGAAUAUUCUUCAAGGAAAUGAAAUAAUCAGUGAAUCACAGAUGCCUUCAAACUUAGUUACAUCACUUAGGCUGGACCCUUUUAUCAGUCAGACUCAGUUAGCACUUUUAUCUUUGUGUUAUGAUACACACAAAAACUUCAGAGCAACUUAUCGGAAAUCUCUAGACCAAAAAACAUUAAAACCGCCCCAGAAUAUUAAACUAUCAUCAUUAUCUAAUCUAAGUCAUAAUAAUUGUUAUGAUAAGAGCAAAAAGGGCAGUGGUGGGACUGUAUAUAAGGUAUAUGGUCAAGAAUCAAUGCAGAAGGAAUCAAGAGCACUAAAUACAGUGUUAUAUAUGAAUAGUUACAAGGACUUAUGUAACAAGACAGAUACUGUGAAGAAAAAUAAGCAAGACAAGUGUGAUCCUUUACAUCUUGCAAUUGUGUUUGAUUUCCUUAGAGAGGAGAUUCCUUUGUUUUUCACCAAAGGACAUGGAUAUGAACUUUACCACAACAAUGUGACUUUUGUGAAUGGCCUCCUUGGAAUGACAUUCAGAGGUUUAAAAGCCUAUAAGAUGUCCAUAGCAUCAAUGAGAAUAACAUGUCAGAUGCUAAUGACUGAUGCUACCAUGGAAAUACUCAAGAUUACCAAAGAUAGCAAAGACUGCAACAUUAAAGUGCGUUGGCGUGUUAGUGGCGUACCAAGAUUUAGUAUGUUUAGAAGCAGGGCAAAACAGGACAUCAAUAAUAAGAGGUAUGUUGAUGGUUUCUCUGUCUUUGAAGUUGGUGUGGAUGGCCUUAUUCAUUGUCACAGAUUACUAAAGUUAAUGCCAAGUCAUUCUGGUCAACUGGAUAACCCUCUGUGGGCACUGAACUCUGCUGCUGUUAUCAGUUUACUCAGGCAAGAAAAAACCUUUGAGAUGUUUGCUCGUCAGCGUGUGGAGGAUAUUGAAGACACCAUCCCCCUGUUUGGAGCCAGCUGAUUCUAUUGUUUGAAAAAAUAGGAUAUUUAACUUAAGCCAGUUACUGGUAGCAUAAAUAAAUCUGCAAUCAUAGACUGGUAACUAAGAUAAAAUGUGGAAUAAAAUGACUAAGAGAUGGUGUUAUUUUAAA